Peronospora belbahrii is the source of this 486-nucleotide messenger RNA. Lineage: Eukaryota; Oomycota; Peronosporomycetes; Peronosporales; Peronosporaceae. The record is from the annotation of a GenBank genome assembly.
AUGGUGCUCUUUGUGCUUUAUAUUAAGGUAGAUCUCGAGAAUGUAGAGACGUUAAUGGCACCAGCCUUCCAUCGCUGGUGUCUCGAUGUGAAAGAACCACGUGGUGAUGAGAAACGAGAAGCUGUUGUUGUCUCGGAUGAAGCGACCGUCGAUAUUGCAGGUGGACGAGGUGCUGUGCAUUUUACACUCAAGUGGCCGGGAGCUACGAAACCAUCACAAUUAACAGUAGUACGUGACAUCAAGAACUUGACACGUCAUGUCACGGGUGCCGAUUCAGGCACGUUUGUACCAUUUGUAGGCUUCGAAUGCCGUCGUUUAGAGCCAUAUGCAUGGCAUCCAGAAAGCGGGUAUCGUGUGGUUGCUGCAGGACGUCAUGGAGCUUUUGAUGAGGUGGAUCUGAGUGAGGAUUGGGCCGAGUAUGAUGAAGAAGGAGAACAGUCGGUUGGAAUCUACGGGAUUGAGUACAAGUUCCUAGUACACAAGUAG